AUGCCUAUGAGCAGUUGUGGAUUUCCAAACUUUCAAGCCCAAAAUUAGCUUUGUUUAAUAUAGUCUUGGGGACAUCUCCAGAAGUCAGGGCCACAUACACUGUUCAGCUGAGAUAUUAAGAUGAGCACAGAUACAGUGGAGCAGUCAGAGGCUCCAGCUCAACCGACAGAACAAAAUGGAAUUGACUUCAACAGACAAAUCAAAACAGAAGAUAUCGAUUCACCACAUUCAUCAUCCACACUGAAGACAUGUCACCUAACUCAGGGCUCUCCAGUCUCUGGAGGACAGUUGACCGGGGAGCUGCCCUCUCUCCACACCAUGCAGCAGUUGGUUCUGAUGCCUCCUUCUCACCUGGCGUCUCCAUCCUCCUUCCUGCUGUCCCAAAGCACCAGCAGUCACCAAGCUCUUCUGCAGCAGAAUCUGUUGUCCCUUCCUAACCAAAGUCAAUCUGGUCUCCUUCAGCACCAACCUGCACUGGCUCUGACACCUCAGACUAUGAGUCGUUCUGGUCUGGCAGGACCUUCCAUAGAGAACCAUAUGGACAUGUCCCAUCUGCAGAUGCCCAAACACAUGGCAAUCCCAGCACAGGAAGAGCCCAGUGAUCUGGAAGAACUGGAGCAGUUCGCUAAAGCGUUCAAACAGAGAAGAAUCAAGCUUGGCUUCACUCAAGGAGAUGUAGGCCUUGCGAUGGGAAAAUUGUAUGGCAAUGAUUUCAGCCAGACAACCAUCUCCCGUUUUGAGGCACUCAACCUGAGCUUUAAAAACAUGUGCAAGCUCAAACCUCUGCUGGAGAAGUGGCUUAGUGAUGCAGAAAACUCACCAUCUGAUUCCAUGAAUAAUCCUGCUUCCCUGGCUCCGCUGAUAGAGGGCUAUGGACGGAAGCGAAAAAAAAGAACAAGCAUAGAAACAAACAUCAAGCUGACCCUGGAGAAACGAUUCCUUGAUAAUCCUAAACCAAACUCUGAGGAGAUAACACUAAUCUCAGAACAGCUGUCCAUGGAGAAAGAGGUGGUCCGAGUUUGGUUUUGUAACCGACGACAGAAAGAAAAAAGGAUAUUCUGUCCAGUGGCGAACCUGCCCGUCAAGCACAGCUACAACUCCAGAAUGGCAUCAACAUCCAGGUCCUACAGCCCUCUGGCUUCAGGUGGAGUUUCAUCCAGCUCCUCUCCAAACAGUGCAAGUCGUGGAGCUUCUCCCAACAAUCUCUCUUCAGCCUCAUCUUCUUUAACAACUCAAGUCAACACGGCUUCCUAUGGCACACCAGGGUCCUGGUUCCGUUGGAAUGCAGCUGCAUAUCAUCACUGAGAAAAGUUAACUAUUUUAUGAAGUUUUUAUUGUUCAUGAACAUGGUUGUUCAGGUUAUUCACAUUUUUUGUGAAAGGAUAGUUAAUUGUAAACAUGUUUAUAAUGUAAUUUUACUUUUUGUAUGAAAACGGAGAGAAAAAUUUGGAGUGGUCAUUAUGUAUAGGGUUUUAUGCUAUUAUUUUACAAAAUGAGUGUGUCACCCCAGAUGUAGAUAGUAUGGUGUCAUGAUCGAUCAUAAUGAUUAAAGGUGCGGGAGACUUUCGUCACCUAUUUUUCAUCAAAUCUGUAAAACCCCAGUCAUAGCCUAAGUAUCACGAGUCCAUAAGUCUUUCCGUGAU
Molecule: messenger RNA, 1643 nt
Organism: Sphaeramia orbicularis (orbiculate cardinalfish)
Lineage: Eukaryota; Metazoa; Chordata; Actinopteri; Kurtiformes; Apogonidae
Gene: pou2f3
Product: POU class 2 homeobox 3
Exons: 13
Coding region: 121-1305 (394 amino acids)
Biological process (GO): regulation of transcription by RNA polymerase II
Cellular component (GO): nucleus
Molecular function (GO): RNA polymerase II cis-regulatory region sequence-specific DNA binding; DNA-binding transcription factor activity, RNA polymerase II-specific
Source: RefSeq, a predicted model, not a curated record